GGUACUGCUUAAAUGUCAUUCGUCACUGUAUUAGUGUCAUUGUCAUUUAGUGUAUAAUUGAAUGAUGUCACAGUUUUUAUUCUCCAUUUAAUUUUUUCUUAAUUUACAAAAAAAAUAAUUCGUUUUACAAUUAAGUGACUCUAAUUUCUAGUCAAUUAAAUGAACUACAUUAGAAAUCAAAUUAAAUAUCAUAUAUAUAGUGUACUGUAUCAUAUCGCACUUAAAUGUUGAAAUAUAUUUUUUUAUUUUCUGGGUGAUGAGUGCCAGUGAGACUGUUUCUUUCCUGAUUAAUACAAGUAGUUCAGAAGGAGAAACGCACGGGGCCUUGUCAAUAGUUUGUAGUGAUAGUGAAGACGUACCAUUAGUUCCUGAGGUAAUAUUCGAACCUACAUUGGAUUCCCCAGGAGUAAAUAGAGAAUCACAGCCUUUGUUGGGAGGGCUUGAUGUCUCUUACAAUCAAUUCCCAGACGAUCCCUCAUUUACUGAUUUGGUGUGGCAGGCUGAAAUUGCUAUUGAUCAUGGAAUAUUUCCUGAAAGAAUAUCUCAAGGUUCUAGUGGGUCUUACUUUGUUAAAAACCAAUCUGGGAAAAUAAUAGGGGUAUUUAAACCGAAAGACGAAGAACCCUACGGCAGAUUGAAUCCAAAAUGGACGAAAUGGAUGCACAAACUAUGUUGUCCGUGCUGUUUUGGAAGAUCCUGUCUAGUACCAAAUCAGGGGUAUUUGUCAGAAGCUGCGGCUUCACUGGUAGAUAUAAAAUUGAGUCUGAAUAUCGUACCGAAAACUAGAGUAGUGAAAUUAGUUUCUGAAACUUUCAAUUAUUUAAGGAUAGAUAGGCAAAAAGCUAGAGUAAAACGUGCGAUUAUGGAACAGUUCCCAAAUGUCGGAUUAAGAUUUAAUAGGAUAGGCUUACCUCCAAAAGUGGGCUCAUUCCAAGUAUUCGUAGAUGGUUAUAAGGAUGCAGAUUAUUGGUUGAGGAGAUUCGAAGUGGAACCGUUACCCCCAGCAGUAGCUCAAAAAUUUCAGUUACAGUUCGAACGGUUGGUAAUAUUAGAUUACAUAAUCAGAAAUACCGAUCGAGGCAACGACAAUUGGUUAAUUAAAUACGACCAACCGAAAAUUGCGAACGGUAAUACUGUAAAUGCUCAAGUUGAACAAACUGAUACUUCAGACUGGAAUGUAGUGCAGCUACCAGAAAUCAGUAUAGCGGCUAUCGAUAAUGGUUUGGCAUUUCCUUACAAACAUCCUGAUAGCUGGCGGGCGUAUCCUUAUCAUUGGGCGUGGUUACCGCAGGCUAAAGUACCGUUUAGUGAGGCUACUAAAGACCUUGUGUUACCGUUGUUGUCACAUAUGAACUUUGUGCAGGAACUCUGUGAUGAUUUAUAUACGCUAUAUAAGCAAGAUAAAGGCUUUGAUAAGAAUUUAUAUGAACGUCAGAUGUCAGUUAUGAGGGGCCAAAUAUUAAAUUUAACACAGGCUUUAAAAGAUAGCAAAUCUCCUGUACAAUUGGUCCAAAUGCCGGCUGUUGUUGUUGAAAAAUCUCAAAGCCAACAUACUUCUAGGUUUUUAAAUUUUACACAACGCUUCCAAGAUAAAAGUCCUUUUUUUUCUUGGUGUUGAAAUAUUUUGUUUAAUAAAAAAAAAGUGAUUGAUUAUAAGUGAUAACUAUUUUAAACUGUCUCUACUAAUUUGGAAAUGGUAAGCUCUUAUUUUAAAGAACACCAUGUAAAAAAAAAUGUAUCUAUCUUUAGAGCAUUUUUGUUUUAAAUGUUAUAAUUGAAAUUUAUUAUUGAAAAAUAUACAUUCCCAUAUUUUAACUUUAUUAUUAUUUAACUUUUAAGUAAACUAGCAACUAAUGGAAGAAAAAUUCAACAAAAACCAAAUUACUAUAUAUGCCAAUCGAUUAUGUGGAAGUAGAUUUCCAGUUAUAUUUAUUAAUUGAUUCCACCUGAAACACAUUAAUUUCGAUUAAUUUUUCACUUGUAUGUUAUUUUGUCUUUUAACCCAUUCAGUCUUGAAAAUUUUUAUCGGUUGGGAAUGUGUGUCCUUAGGUGCAUAGGAUCAGAUAUAUACAAUGUAUUGUACAUUAUAACUAAAGAAAGAGUACUAGUGCUUAGUGGACUGUAUUUUUGUAUUUGUUGCUAUAAUAUUAUGAUUGAGUGAUUUGAGGUAAUUAUACGAGUGAAACUUAACAAAUGAAGUCACCGUACUUUAUUUACUUUGUUAAAUUUUUAUUUUUCCAACAAUCAAAUAUUAAAAAAUACUAAUUUAUUAUGAAGAUCUAGUCCCUUAAAGUAUACUUGGCUAUCAAAAUAUAUAGACCACAUGUGGGUAUAUAGAGGGUGUUAUUUGAAAAUAUUUGAAAGGGCUCCUAGACUCUUAGACCCUCAUAGUGUGGCAAUAUUUUUUUUCAUCUAUUAUAUUUUUCGACUUUGCCAGCCCCGAACUACCCUCUCCAUUAGAUCUCCUUGUACCUCCCAUGCCAUCUCUUUUUGGAACCUCCUUUUUUUCGUGCUCCUGCCAUAUUUCUAAUCGUCACUUUCUUUUUCGUUCUUGAUUCUGGUAUUCUUUUCAAGUGUCCCAGCCAAUUUUACUAAUUUACUAAUUUCUUGGUUUAUCCUUCUCUAUAUAUCUUCUUCCUUUUUCCCUCCUCAUUUUCUCGUCAGUAAUUUCUUCUCCCAUAUAUCUAAUUUGUUUUCCUCCGUUUUAUUAAGUCUCCACGUUUCGCUUGCAUAAAGUACUGUUAGUUUUUUGGGAAAUGUUUUUGGAGAUUAGUAUUUUGUUUAUUGUUCCUGACUAUUUGCUUCCUUUCUAUGUUUUCUUCCUCAUCAUCAUUGUCCAAAAUACACAUAACUGUUGCUCGAAUCCCAAUAAUUAUUGCAUGUGUAAUUCGAGUUUUGGUCAUUUUCAUAAAAUUGCCAUUUCUAUGAAAGCCCUGCACGUCUUUUCACUUCUUGAUAAGAUUACCUCAUCAUCUACAUAGUCUAGCAACUGUGUUUCUGUUUUUAGUCUUCCCCUGGUUUCAUUCCGCUUCUUUGUACUAUCCAAACAGCGUAGUAGAUAGAGGAUCUCUCUGUUUUAGCCCUAUAUUUGUGUUAAAGUUGAUAUUUUCUGUUUUAUUUUAAUUUUUGUUUUGAUGUAUGCAAACGCCAUUUUCGUGAGCUUCGUUAGUUUUAUUGGUACUUUCAUUAUUUUGUAAAGAUUUUCUCUUGUAAUUGUCUUAUGCCUUCCGGAAAUCAAUAAAAACUGCAAAUAUCGGUAAGUGUACUAUUUCUAAUAUAUUUCCUACCUUUAGAAUGUUUAUGUAUUCAUCGUCGGGGACUGAAAUUAUGGUCAAAGUACUUAAAUAUUCGAAUGCUAGAAAUUAUUUUAGAAAUAAUACACUUUGGUGUUUAUUUUUGCCACAAUCCCACUACCAAAACGCUUAUAAAAUAGUUGGCAAAGACUUCACAUAUAUGAUACAAAAUGAGAUUAAAAUUAUAUAAAAUAAAAUUUUCAACUCCAGUUGUGCUUGUAGUUUAAGAUUCAGUUCUCAAUUUAGAAAUUAAUAAAAAAGGUAAGUAUGACAAAUUCGAUAAUACAAUAUGGAGACGAUGAAUUCUGUUAGGUUUCCAAUAUUUACAACUCAAUAAAUAUUUCAUGUCUUUAAGAUCGUCAAUAUAAUUUUAACCCCUCAACUACUAUCGUUGUUAAGACUUUAACUAACACUAUGCUGGGGUAUUUUAUGACCCCACAGUAGUUUAAUACACACUUCGUAUGCUCCCCUAGGAAGAAAUUUCUUGAGAAAUGUCUUUUUUAAUUAUUCUAAGGGUUCCUACUUCAUGCAGGUCUGUGACAAGCUCUAUUGAUGUAAACUAGUUGUCACCAGUUACAUUUCAAUUGGUAUUUAGAAUGGGACUAAUAAUCAUAAAACAGAUGUUGUGGGUACACUUAUUUUAUGUGGAUUAGGAUCAUAAAUAAAUUCAUGUGUUUUAGCGUCACAUAAAGACAUUUUAAUCCCAUACUUUUCUGGCUUUGAUUUUAAGUACACCAUCUUCCUGUCCUUCCCUAGUUGUAAUGUCAUGAAAGCUAACAAAAAACGAGCUUUGGACAUAUUGGUCUCCCAGUUCCAUAUUUUGCCCAGAGUGCCAUUAAUCCAAGAAAAACUUUGAUGAUCAACUUAAGUGGCCGUAUUUCUAUACAAAACGCUCAUUUCUAUUAUUUUGGUAGAAAAAAUGUUCCAAAAUAGUUUGCAACAUUUCUUUUGUAAUUAAACGAGACCAUGCCUCAAGCAGUUUGUGGUCUGUUAAGAAGUACUGGGCUAAUAAUCACAGGUAGAUGAACCCUGAAAUAUUAUGUGACCUACCACUUCCACAAAUGGGCUGACUUUUAGACCACUUGAAUUUAUUUGUACCGUACCGAUACUACUGAGUUCCAGGCUAGAUUCUAGCUACCGAUAUCUUGAUGUUUUAUUUUUCCUUUCUUUUUCUUUAUCCGUCUCAGCUUCUUUAUUUGUUUUUAUAUCAUUUAUGAAAUCCACUUUGUCAAUAGUCAUAAGAUGACUGCCAACAUGAAUUGUAUCAUUUGUACCGGCCAUUGAAGCACUAGAAAUGUUUUUUACUGUAAAAUAAAAAAUCAAAUCUGUGAAAAAAUUUUCUUAUUGACUCCAAUUGCCUAUUACAAUUUUAGCACAUGUCACAAGUACCAAGUCAACUGAGAGUAGCUAUAGUGGUGUAGCCAAAUUACUUGGUUUUUCCAACAUUGCCAAAAAUGUGUACAGUGGGGUCUAUUUUGAUCCCACAAUUGCAGUUGAGGGUUAUUCUGAAUUUAAAUUCACUGGCACUAUAAUGUAAUUACUGUUUGACACCACGAUAAUAGUUGAGAGUUAUUUGAAAUUUAAAUUUACUAGCACUAUAAUGUAAAAUAUCACUGAAUACUUCAUUAUACAAUAAAACUUUGAAGAAGCCUCCAACAGAAAAUGUAAUGGUGUUCUUUAAAUUGAAGUGAACCAUAUCAUUUACCUUAUAUUGUAUACUCUCGUUUAAUAUAAUUUAAAAUGUAUAUUUGAACACAAAUCUCUUUAUUAAAAAUGUAUUUAUUUUAAGAAUUUAAACAAGAAUAAAGUUACUACAUGACUAGAUAUUUUGCUA
Messenger RNA from Diorhabda carinulata, 5127 nucleotides. It is a transcript of the gene Pi4KIIalpha, whose product is annotated as phosphatidylinositol 4-kinase type 2-alpha. Gene Ontology annotation, cellular component: plasma membrane; endosome; lysosomal membrane. The coding region runs from base 257 to 1618 and encodes 453 amino acids. The transcript has 8 exons. Gene Ontology annotation, biological process: endosome organization; Golgi organization; phosphatidylinositol phosphate biosynthetic process. The record is from RefSeq and is a predicted model, not a curated record. Gene Ontology annotation, molecular function: 1-phosphatidylinositol 4-kinase activity. NCBI's taxonomy places the organism in Eukaryota, Metazoa, Arthropoda, Insecta, Coleoptera, Chrysomelidae.